CCUUGAGAAUCCCGUGCCUUUUACGAUUGACACGUCUCCGGAAAGCUCCUAGGACAGACAGAUUGCGGACCUUGCUUAGGCCUGCGCCUCUGGAUAGUCGAUCGGGGAAGCCACUCGCACAGAUUCUUGUGUCUGCCAUCAUCGGAUCAUACAUCAACCUCCUCCGCACCACAAUCUCACAAUCAAUAUGAGCGCUCGCACGAGAAGACAGAAGGCUGCUGCUGCGGCCGAGAUCGACGUCUCACCCGGUGGUAAUGCUGCAUUGAUUUCCAACGAGGUGAACGACCCCACCGUUGUAGAAGAGCCCGAUGAGAACGUCUUCCUCUUCUACCCGAACGUGAUUGGUUACUCGCGAAUCGUUUUAGCCGUAGCUUCACUUUACUACAUGCCCCUGCAUCCCCGAACCUGCUCCCUUCUAUACAGUAUAUCGUGUCUACUAGACGCGCUGGAUGGCGUGGCGGCGCGUCAUUUCAACCAGUCCACCACAUUCGGCGCGGUCUUGGAUAUGGUCACGGAUCGCUGUACGACCGCCUGUCUGCUCGUCUUCCUGAGCUCCGCUUGGCCGCGAUGGGCCAUCCUGUUCCAAGGUCUGAUUAGCUUGGAUCUGGCCAGUCACUACAUGCACAUGUACGCUACCUUGUCCAUGGGCGGCGCAGGUCAAAGCCACAAAAAGGUUGAUUCCAGCCGCAGCUGGAUUCUUUACCAAUAUUACCACAGCAGGACUGUACUGUUCAUAUGCUGUGCCUUGAACGAGCUCUUCUUCAUCGGGCUCUAUCUUCUUUCCUUUUCGUCGCCCAUCUUAUCGCCAUCUCUCCUGCAGCCAAUUCCUGCUUCUCAGGGCCAGUCUGCUCAGCCAGGAAAUCCUGCGCACCCGGUCCCGACCAGCCUGUUCGCGAGUCCUUGGAGUGCUGGGGCUCUGGAGUUGGCCCGUGCCAACAAGAUGGACAGCUUCUGGCCGUGGGUGAUUACUGGUAUCUCGGCACCCGUUAUGGCUAUUAAGCAAUUUAUCAACGUGGUACAGUUGGUCAAGGCUAGCAGGUGGCUUGCGGAGGGCGAUUUGGCCAACCGGAAAGCUGCUCGCGCCGUCAAGGCGACUUAAGUCUGUCUCCAGACACGGAGCACACAGGUCCUCCAGCCAUUGACCCUGCUAAGGAUGAUGCCAUAAGAGUCUGACUUCAUGUUCUACUCUUCGCUUUGUGGGAACUUCCACUCACGGCGACUUUCUCCACGCAAAACCGA
Paecilomyces variotii is the source of this 1239-nucleotide messenger RNA. Its product is annotated as CDP-diacylglycerol-inositol 3-phosphatidyltransferase PIS. The transcript is spliced from 4 exons. Gene Ontology annotation, cellular component: Golgi apparatus; membrane. Gene Ontology annotation, molecular function: CDP-diacylglycerol-inositol 3-phosphatidyltransferase activity. The record is from RefSeq and is a predicted model, not a curated record. The coding region runs from base 188 to 1099 and encodes 303 amino acids. Lineage: Eukaryota; Fungi; Ascomycota; Eurotiomycetes; Eurotiales; Thermoascaceae. Gene Ontology annotation, biological process: phosphatidylinositol biosynthetic process.